CGAGGAAGGGUUCCGGGGCUCUCACAUCGCCUGGUCUUGAGCUAAAAAAAAAAAGAGGUCAGAUACAAAGAUGGGUAACGGAAGGAUGUGUAAAAGGGUUGGGAGCCAUUAUAGCUGCAGCUGAUGCGCUACGGUGCGUGUGUGAGGCGCAAUGUGCGGGAGAGACACGCAGGGAAACUGAGCAAACAAGGAUGUCGACUGCUGCGGAGCAGCCAAAGCAUUGCCCUGACUGUGGAGAGCUGUGCGGUUUUGGGGAUGUACUGAAGACCCACACAUGCCAAAUGAUCUGUCUGACUCCAAGACGGAAAUCUGAAGGGGCUGUGAUGGCUCUUCCUGCCCAGACACAGAGCACUUCCUCCCUGGGGAACAGUGAGCUCAGCCAGCCCUUACAUCUGGAGCUCCUGGAUGCACUGAGCCUGGCUCCUUCAGCCACUGCUCCUCUGGCUCAGCUGCUUGUCCACCAGUGCACUCCCUCAGUCCUGUCCUCCACUGCCUCUCCCCCACUCUCUCCGUUCUCCAGGCCUGAGCGAGCACUAGCCCAGAUGAGCACACCAUGGCUAGCCAGGUUAGCCAUGGAGGCUGGGCUCCAGCAGCUGACUCUGGAGGUUCAGGAGCAUGUGUCCAUGCGGCUGGGGUCCUUGCAGGAAGAGGUGAAGAGGAGGAGUGCGGAGGUGCACAGGGCUCAUAGAGAAAGUGAGAGAAUGGAGAAGGAAAAGCAGGAAGCCGAGGAAAAGGCGGCUGAGUUGGAGCGCCAGGUGGAGGUUUCUGUGGAGAUGCUAGCAAGCCUGAGGCAGGAGCUGAUGGAGCGGGAAGAGGAGCUCAGCCUCAAACAACAAGAGGUUUGUGAUUUGGACAGGUUUGUCCAAGAGACCGCUCUGAGGGAAGCGAGCGCUAAGAUUCGCCUGCAGAGCUUCAUCGAGAAUCUGUUGGAGAGAGCAGAAAGAGCAGAGCGACAGCUGCAGGAGCUGCACACACCCUCACACACACACACCGACAUCACAUCACCUGAUGGAUCCUUCACAGCUGCCGGAGGAGCAUUUCACCGGAGGAGCUACAGCGAAUCAGGGAUUUCCAGGUGUUGCUAUUCACGAUGUGAUCACACAGGAAGUCCAGUUCACAGGUCAGGGGUCUGUGAAGUGCUUCGUGAGCCACAGUGUUACCAGAGGAACCCUUCAGACACGGAGGCUGAUUCAGACAGCUGGUCUGUCUAUAGCACCGAGUCACAGGAGGGUCUGCAGCAGCAUUAUAGAACAUACAACAAGAGAGAUAACACCUCCUUCCACUGCCACCCGCUCCGUCAUGGCAACAGGCCUGACCGAUCAGUAAUGUGUUCAAAGCGAAUGAAGAGGAGGGCGUGGCUUUUCUGCGUCUUUCCUUACCUGGACACACACUCGCUCCUCAUUGCUGCACAGGUGUGUAAGGAUUGGUGGAGUGUUGCCCGUCACCCUGCAGUGUGGACCAGAGUAACACUAGAAAAUAGCCGCAUUUCAUCAAAGUUUAUGUCAACUAUGGCUCAGUGGUGUAGUCGGACACACACGCUCAUUCUAUGCCACCUAAAACCUCGCUCUCGUGCCAAGAAAGAGAGUAAAGAGGAGUAUCUGAAGAACACAAGAGGGUGUCUGGAGGAGGGGCUGGAGGCGGUGCUAAGGUCAGCAGGGCGGAGUCUUGUGUCUUUGACCAUCUCUCAUUGCCCCAACAUUUUGACGGACAGGACACUGUGGCUUGUCAGCUGCCACUGCAGAGCUCUGCAAAGACUUACUUACAGGAGCUCAUCAGAUCCUGUAGGUCAGGAGGUGAUCUGGGCUUUAGGGGCAGGAUGCAGAGACAUCACCAGCCUGAACAUCGCACCACUACAGCCAUGCCAGCAGCCCAGUCGCUUUAGUAACCGCUGCUUGCAGACGAUUGGCCGGUGUUGGCCUCACCUGUAUCAGGUGGGAGUGGGCGGAGCUGGCUGUGGUCUUCAGGGAUUAGCCUCUUUGGUGAGGAACUGCUCCGGUGUGUGUGUGUUGGAGUUGGACCACAUGAGUGAGAUGAGCCAACAGGGGGCAGCAGAGCUGUGCAGGGAAGGACUACAGCAGUUACACACACUCAUCUUCAACUACACACCUGUUACUGCCAAAGCCAUCCUGCACUUCCAUAGUGUGUGUUUGAAGCUGAAGUGUAUCAUCGUGCUCAUGAGUUCUGCUGAUUACUUUGACGACCCUGAGAGUGAAGAAGCGAAGAGAAUUUUUAGUGAGAUGGUCAGCAGCCUGCAGGCACUGAAGAAGAGACCUGGCUUGUCAGACAUCCUUCAGGUCAGAGUGGACCAGCGUGACAUUCUACCUGACUCUUAAAGAAACCAAAUAUACACACACACACACACAACAUCCUACCCACGGCCCAAUUGUACCUAAUGUAAAACUAGAACAAUGGGAAACAGCAUCAGGAUUGGGUUAUACUGUAAUGUUUAAUGUAUAACAGUAACACACACACACACACACACACACACAUACACACACAAACUUCCUGCACAUUUUUAGACCUUAUUCUCCUUGCAUAGAUACACACCUACACCUGUAUACACAUAAACACACACGCGCACACAGAUACACACCUACACCUGUAUACACAUAAACACACAAACACACAUAUGCACACACAGAUACACACCUACACUUGCACUCAUACGUAAACACACACACUUACUGCACUUUAUUCUCCACACUCAGAUACACUCCUACACCUGUGCACACAUACAAACACACACACUUACUGCACAUUUUUAGAUUUUAUGCUCCACACACAGAUACACACCUACACCUGUGCGCACAUAAACUAUAAACUGCAAGCUGUGUUGCCACGAUGUUGGAAGCACACAAUUGUAUAGAAUGUCUUUGUAUGCUGUAGCUUUACAAUUUCACUUCACUGGAGCUAAGAGGCUCAAACAUGUUCCAUGUUUGUUUAUAUUUUAAUGUCUAACAUUGUGGUAACGUGGUAACACACACACACACACACACUGCACAUUUCUAGUCCUUAUUCUUCGCACACUGAUACACUCCUACACCUCUGCACACAUACAAACACACACCAAUACACACACAAGUCAACAUCUAUUCACCCACACAUAUACACAAAACAUAAACACACACAAAAACACACACACACUGCACUUUAUUUUCCACACUCGGAUACACACCUAUACCUAUGCACUCCCCCCCUACACACACACACAAACAUGCUAAACAUUUUUAAACGUUAUUCUCCACACAAAGAUACAUACCUACACCUGUGCACCCAGACAUAAGCAUGAAAACACAAAUACACACACUGCACGUUUUAAGACUUUAUUCUCCAUGCAUAGGUACAUUCUUACACCUAUGCGCACACACACACACACACACUUACUGCACUUUUCUCCCCACACUCAGUUGCAUUCAUAUACCUAUGCACACACACACACACACACACACACACACAUACAAACUUACUGCACUUUUUUCCCCACACUCAGUUGCACUCCUACACCUAUGCACACACACACACACUUACUGCACUUUUUUCCCCACACUCAGUUGCACUCCUACACCUAUGCACACACACACACACACACACACACACUUACUGCACUUUUUUCCCCCACAUUCAGUUGCACUCCUACACCUGCACACACACUCACACACAGGCUUCUAAUUUUGUGCCACAACAUUUGCCAGUGAUUCAGAGACCCACGUUGGUUUCAUGCAAAACGAAGACAUUUCAAUAACAGGAAGUCCGAGUUCAAUAAGAGGAAAUAUGUCUUUAGGUAAUGACAUCACUCAGACUGGAUGAAUUAAUGUAUUCUUCCUGUGUUGUUUUGAUUUUCAUUUCAUAUCACACCUAUUCAAUGGUGCGAACUCACUUUUUUUUUCCACUUAUGCGGUUUUAUGCAGAGAUCUGAGAUAUUACAGUCUAGAGUCUGAGAACAGAAUACACUACUCUCAACUGAUUGGAUAAGAGAAGUGCUUAUUAAUGCAAUAGAAAUCUGUCAUAUAGACACGUGUAGUGGUUAUAGGUCUGUUUAUUUGCUUUAAGAAGUUAUUUUCUUAAUCAAUUUGACAAUCAGCUUCCUUGGUAUUAAACUUUUUAAGUGCUUCCAAAUGACUACUGAUUCUUUAACGAAUAGCAAAUAAAACUGAGCAAAAUUCUAACACUAUCCUGGUGUCAGUGCAAGACUGAACAUCCAGUAGCAUGAAGGUAAUCGUUUUGUUUGUGGACUUUGUUUAAUUUAUAAUGUCUUCCGAUGAGCACAGUUAGUGAAAAAAAAAUUAAAAGAGAAUACGUUGCGUGAUCUGUAUUCAGAUGUUAUAAUGAUCUACGGUGUUCCUGUUACAAGUGUAAAAGAUUUGUCAUCUCAAGUGCUUUAUGUAAAGAAUAAACCACUAGGGGCACGCUGUUAUAGGAAAAUAAUCAAUGAAGAGAUGGUGUGAUGAAGCAGAGUUACUGUUACCACCUUAAAGUUUAUUUGUUAUUUUAUAAUAACAGCACAUCCUGUAGUGUUUCAUUCCUCUUAUACCACAGCAAUUUUCCGACAAUUACAAUUUUUAUAUUAAUUAAAGAACAACACGUCAUAAUUUUUAUCCAUUUAUAGUCACAUUUAAUGUUGUGGAACCUCUACAAAAGAAGUUAGUUCCUGUUAUCACUUACAUUAUAGCAACUCUAAACAGUCGUGUUACCAAGAAACCACAAAGCACAAAGUCCUGGAGAUGUUUCUGAAAACUUAAAGUUACACAGUGUUAGAAAAAAAAACACACACUGGAGACUCCUUCCAUAAACGCUAAAUAAACAUAUCCUGACAAACAUAUCAACUAUUCACCAUACCAAUGAUUAGACAUUUUUAAAUCAGUUUAUAUGAAGCAUCCACCACACAGUCCCUGUGUUAGUUGUUACUAUAGAAACAAUAACGUAAUAGAACGAGCGCAUUACUGUAAUAUAAACUUUGCUGGCACAACUGUAAGAAUUGCUGUUAUAGAAAAUGAAUAAAAAAGCCCUAACCAAUCAGAUUUGAGAAUCCAACAGUGCUGUGGUAUAAAAUGUUAUAGUGCACAACAAAUGUCAGACACAACUGUUAUUCAGACGAAAUUGUAUACAAUCCCGAAUAAAGUACAUUUUCUCAUGUUUUGUGAAUAUUGUAGUAAGACAAAGAAAUAAAUGUCAACACUCUCAGCAUUUUCAACAGUUUUA
Pangasianodon hypophthalmus (striped catfish) is the source of this 5199-nucleotide messenger RNA. RefSeq names its product F-box only protein 41. Gene Ontology annotation, molecular function: protein binding. The transcript is spliced from 14 exons. The record is from RefSeq and is a predicted model, not a curated record. Bases 192 to 2333 code for a protein of 713 amino acids. Lineage: Eukaryota; Metazoa; Chordata; Actinopteri; Siluriformes; Pangasiidae.